Molecule: messenger RNA, 1128 nt
Organism: Aspergillus bombycis
Lineage: Eukaryota; Fungi; Ascomycota; Eurotiomycetes; Eurotiales; Aspergillaceae
Exons: 1
Coding region: 1-1128 (375 amino acids)
Source: RefSeq, a predicted model, not a curated record
AUGCUGGGUGCCGUUCAAGAAGAUUCGGAAGAAAAUGGCAUGCGUCUGGCAGGCGUGAUUCUGCAUCGUCCACGGCACCGAUUCGCCCUGGAACAGUCUGUACGAUCCUUUGCUCUUCUCAAUAAACGACAUGCGUCUCACGAUCCACAAUUUAAAGAGGUAACUCUCGUGUGCUGUCUGCUGUUCACACUGUCAGACCUAUUAUUGGGGCAGUAUAAUACAGCCUUGCGGCAUCUCCGGAGUGGUCUCCAAAUUUUAAAUGAGGCAGAUACUUAUACACACUGCUUACCAGCCAUAGACCAGUCUCUGGUCGAAGCCUUCGUAAGGCUGGACACACAAUCAUCGCAUUUCGCGACGGAUGGGCCGCUCUUGCAUCUGAAACGGGACGGAAAGGAGUGGUCCCCCAGCGAUACAAUUCCGUUGCCUCGCAAUGUGCAAGAAGCUCGACGGCAACUAAACCACGUAUUAUGCAAAGGCAUUCCGUUUCUCUCCGAGUGUUGGGUGCUUUCCAGUACGGAGAUCAAGCUCAACUAUACCUCACUGCGUCGAACACAACAGAGCCUUCUUGCUUCUCUGUCUCAGCACAAACAACGAUUAGAACUGUUCUGUAAACAGUCAUAUGCCAAACUCAGCGCGAAGGAACAACGAGGGGUGGAAAUAAUCCGACUACACUACCUCGAUCAGAUCCUGAGUAUCAAAACCUGCUUUUUCAACGGCUCAAUCCCCGGAUACCUGACCCCGGAAUACGUGGCCUUGUUGUCCGCCCAUGAAUCGCUGAUGGCAAAAUUCCCGGAGCGUUCCACAAUCACGUUGGACAAUGGCAUUAUCCCGGGACUAUAUAUCGUAGCAUCCAAAUGUCCCGACUAUCGUGUGCGCUUACGAGCAAUCAGAGCGCUCCAGUCCUGGCCGCACUGCGAAGGCUUGAUAAAUUCCAACAUAAUUGCUUCUUUGGCUUUUGAGUCUCUCAAACGAGAGCUCAUAAAAGUGAACAAGGCCGAGCUCUCCCUCAUAGUUGGGGACAACGAAGAAAAAUUGGUCCGCUUCUUGUUUGACACCCUAAGUUGCACUAAGCAUGCUGCAUAUUGGUCAGUCGUUAGAGCUUCGAGAAUUCUGCAGGAUAGGCCUUGA